Molecule: messenger RNA, 782 nt
Organism: Humulus lupulus (European hop)
Lineage: Eukaryota; Viridiplantae; Streptophyta; Magnoliopsida; Rosales; Cannabaceae
Product: protein HEADING DATE 3A-like
Exons: 4
Coding region: 15-392 (125 amino acids)
Source: RefSeq, a predicted model, not a curated record
UUGGAAACCUGACCAUGCCCAGAGAUAGGGACUCUCUUGUGGUUGGUAGGGUUAUAGGAGAUGUUUUGGACCCUUUUACAAGCUCUGUCUCUCUUAGAGUAUUUUAUGGUACUAAGGAGGUCAACAAUGGUUGUGAGCUUAAACCUUCCCAAAUUGCCAACCAACCUCGGGUCGACAUUGGUGGGCAAGACCUAAGGACCUUUUACACUUUGGUUAUGAUUGAUCCGGAUGCUCCUAGCUCAAGUGACCCCAAUCUAACGGAAUAUUUGCAUUGGUUGCUGACUGAUAUUCCUGGAACUACCGGGGCAACCUUCGGACAAGAAGCGGUGUGCUACGAGAGUCCUCGACCGACGGCGGGCAUUCAUCGAUGUGUGUUUGUGUUGUUCCGGUAAAUGGGAAGACAAACGGUGUUCGUGCCGGGGUGGCGUCAGAACUUCAACACCAAAGAGUUUGCUGAGCUUUAUAACCUUAGUUUGCCUGUUGCUGCCGUUUAUUUCAACUGCCAGAGGGAGAGUGGCUCCGGUGGCAGGACCAGGAGAUCAUCGAUCCUUGCCAUCAAUAUCAUUACAUACAUUUAUAUAUAUAUAUAUAUAUCAAACAUAUAUGAUGACUCUGAAUAUCAUCAGCGCUCUUUAUUAAAAUGUCAUUUAAGCUUUAUCUCUCUCUCUCUCUCUCUCUCUCUCUCUAUAUAUAUAUAUAUAUAUAUAUGUUAAGAUCGAACAAGACUUAAACAACCACUACAAUAUGUGUAUGUGUUUGUAUCUCUAUUGUAGGUAUUUCAG